AUGUCAGCAGCUAGUAUUAAUAAAUCAAGUCUGGUAAAUAUUCGAUCGAAAUCAGCCCUGGUCAGUCAGAGUUUAAUAUAUCACAAGAAAGACCUUAUCCGUGCAAAUAUCACGUUGGAAAAUGGAAUUCAUUUAUUAGAUCAGUUACCUCCCGAUACUCAUCCUAGUGAAAGCAUAUUUGAUGCUAUUUCCAAUUGUUGCAAAGGAAAAGACACACCUAGUUUUGAUGAAAGAAUUAUCCCUUUUAAAUACAUUCUCAAUGUUGAGCCCGUAUCAAUGUCAGAGACAGAUAGUGAAGACGAUGAAAAUAAUAAUGUGGUGGAAAUUACUUAUGCAUUGCCAUUUAGCAACUUGGAAAAAGACUUGAGAAUCUCGAAGAUCAAACUAGAAAUUGAAAAUAAAAACGACUUGCCUCCAUCUAUUCCUAAAUUUAUUCUUGGAAAUGCGUUCCCAAAUAGCAUCAUCCGCCCUUCUGUAUUGGUUUUAAUUAAUCCUCACGGUGGUAAAGGACAUGCGAAAACGAUAUAUAAGAAUGAAAUUUUACCCGUAUUGCAAGCUGCUAAUGUUAAGGUGACUUAUGUCGAGACUCAAUUUAAUGGUCAUGCGACUCAAGUUGCACGUGACAUGGAUGUGAAUUUGUAUGACUUGGUUGUUUGUUGUUCUGGUGAUGGUAUACCGCAUGAGGUUAUCAAUGGGUUUUAUUUACGUCCGGAUAAAGGUGUGCUGGCAUUUAACAAGAUUGCUGUUACUCAAUUACCAUGUGGCUCAGGGAAUGCCUUAUCUUUGAGUACACAUGGUAGUGGGAAUCCCUCAAUUGCUACAUUUCAAAUGUUGAAAGCUCACAGAGCAAAGUUGGAUUUGAUGGCUGUUACACAAGGUAUUGGAGAGUCAAAAACUACAAAAUUAUCAUUUCUUUCUCAAUGUUAUGGUGUGAUUGCUGAUUCAGAUAUUGGGACUGAACAUUUACGUUGGUUAGGACCUAUUAGAUUUGAAAUCGGGGUUGCACAAAAGGUGUUUUCAGGAGCUACUUAUCCAUGUGAUUUGUAUGUGAAUUAUAAAAUAGACAACAAGGCGGAAAUUAUUAACCAUGUCAAUGAUUAUUUAACCAAUACCGGUAAUGAUGGGAAAAGCUUACCAGAAAUCACCGAAGAAAAUUUACAAGUUAAGGGUCCUGAAUUAAAUGAACCAGUUCCUCGAGAUUGGAAACGUAUUCCUGAUCAAAUUGCUCAUAAUUUGAAUAUCUUGUAUGUUGGUAAAAUGCCAUAUGUUUCAGCUGACGCCCAAUUUUUCCCAGCUGCCUUACCAAAUGAUGGAACUAUGGAUAUGAUUGUUACUGAUUCAACCAGUUCAGCAUUUAAAACAGCGUCCAUUUUAAUGGCUGUUGAAAAAGGUAGACAUAUUGAUGAUGAUAAAGUAUUCCAUUCAAAAGUUACAAGUUAUCGAUUGAUUCCAAAUGUUAGAGAUCAUGGUCGUCAUUAUAUUUCAGUAGAUGGGGAAAGCUUCAAAUUUGAGGCUUUUCAAGUUGAAGUCUUGCCUGGUGUCUUGACGGGGUUGUUACAAGAUGGUAAUUUUGUGGAAACUUCAGUUACAAAAUAA
Candida tropicalis MYA-3404 is the source of this 1596-nucleotide messenger RNA. RefSeq names its product sphinganine kinase (gene LCB4). The record is from RefSeq and is a predicted model, not a curated record. Gene Ontology annotation, cellular component: cytoplasm; membrane; intracellular membrane-bounded organelle. Lineage: Eukaryota; Fungi; Ascomycota; Pichiomycetes; Serinales; Debaryomycetaceae. The transcript has a single exon. The coding region runs from base 1 to 1596 and encodes 531 amino acids. Gene Ontology annotation, biological process: sphingosine biosynthetic process.